CACAACUUAAUUUCAUCGUUUAAAGCACUAGAUAUCAAAUGGGGUCUUCCAGAUCUAGUGAACUUGUUGAAUACGUCGAAUGAACUUAUAGUUCUAUUAUAGUUGAUAUCAACUCUUGACACUUGUAGAAAGAAACACCACAGAUCUCCGCGACAUCCGCUCUCAUAACCGAGCAUAGGUAAACUAACCUAGUCUUACAUGAUGGCCACCGCCAAGUGUAAUACACUCAGUGUCUCUACAAGAGAUGCUGCUGGAUAUCUUCCAAUUGAAAACUAUGGCAUGAUCGGAAAUAUGAGGACAUGUGCGUUAGUAAGUAUGGAUGGAAGUAUAGAUUUUAUGUGUUGGCCAGACUUCGACUCACCAUCUGUAUUCUGUCGGCUCCUUGAUAAAGAUAAGGGAGGGUUCUUUAGUAUUGCCCCUCCCGAACCAGCAUCUUGUACAACCAAGCAACAAUAUCUUCCGUCUUCCGCCAUUCUACAGACUCGCUACAUCGACGAAGAAGGUGUUGUAGACGUCGUCGAUUUUUUCCCACGUCCGAAGGAGGCCACCGUUAUAUCUACGAAAAAUAAACACAGUGCCUACCGCGAGACCAAAAGCGCAUAUGAGGAGCUUAAGAAGUGGUUGGUUCGGCGUGUCGAAUGCAUUCGAGGCCAGAUGUCUCUAGAUGUCAAUGUUUUUCCAGCGUUCGACUACGCCCGAGAACCGCACACCACUACUAUAUUACAGAACGUGCGUGGAAUCGACAGUUCUCAGAGCAAGACUGUAACUUUCCAUAGCAAGAGCCUAAGACUUCAACUGGAUGUGACGAUAGACUGUGGUGGUGGUGACUCGACUACCUGCCCAAAUCUCAUUUUCAAAAAGGUGCAGCAAGAUGGCAUGAAAGGUGAAGGAGUUGUUGCCCAUUUUACCUUGCAGGAAGGUCAAGCGAUCUCCUUUGUAAUCCGCGAAGACAUCCCAAAUCAUGUGACGGAGAAUAUCACAAGUUCAAUUCUUGACUCCCGACAACAUGACACACAACUGUACUGGUAUAACUGGCUAUCUAAGAGCAGUUAUAAGGGAGGCUGGCGCGAAGUUGUUAUGCGGAGUUUCAUGAUACUGAAGAUGCUGACCUACGAACCUACUGGUGCUAUUGUUGCCGCCCCUACGUUUUCAAUCCCCGAAGCAAUCGGUGGAGGUCGCAACUGGGACUAUCGUUUCUGCUGGGUUCGCGACUCAAGUUUCACGAUUUAUAUCCUGCUGCGGAUGGGGUUUACGGAAGAAGCAGACGCAUACAUGGAGUUCAUCAACAACCGCGUCAAGGAGACAACGACGACAGGUGGUGAUCUGCCCAUCAUGUUCACUAUCAGGGGUGAGACCGACAUACCUGAACAAGAGCUCGGCCAUCUCGACGGAUAUAAAGGCAGCAAGCCAGUCCGCAUCGGCAACGGAGCCGCGUUCCAUAAGCAAUUCGAUAUCUACGGCGAACUUAUGGAUGGUAUAUAUCUAUACAAUAAGUAUGGGAAACCUAUAUCAUGGGACACCUGGGUCUCGGUCCGUAAGAUGCUUGACCACGUUUUAACGAUACUUGACCAACCGGACAUGUCGAUAUGGGAAGUGCGCAACAACAAGCAGCACUUCGUCUAUUCCAAAGUGAUGCUUUGGGUGGCAUUCGAUAGGGGGCUUCGACUUGCUGAUAAGAGAUGCCUGCCUUGUCCAAACCGAGCAAAGUGGCUACACGCCCGAGAUUCCAUUUACGAGCAAGUGAUGGAGAAAGGUUACAAUACGGAAAUGGAGAGCUUCAUCCAGAGUUACGAAAACAAUACGUUUCUUGACUCGUCGAUUUUGAUAGCGCCACUCGUCUUCUUCAUCACACCCAACGACCCGCGCUUCCUCAAUACGGUGGACAGAAUACUUCUUCCACCAGAGAAGGGUGGACUUACGAGCGCAGGCCUCGUUUACCGCUACAACACAGAGCUUUCAAACGACGGAGUGGGAGGUCACGAGGGCGCGUUCAGUAUGUGCACGUUCUGGUUAGUGGAGGCACUAACGCGGGCGGCUGUAUAUGAACCUGCAUAUUUGCCAAGGGCUGUGAACCUGUUUGAGAAUAUGCUCAGCUUUUCGAAUCAUCUGUCUAUGUUCUCCGAAGAAAUCUCUCGUAGUGGUGAGCAGCUCGGUAACACUCCGCAGGCUUUCAGCCACCUGGCUCUCAUCAGCGCCGCGUUCAACCUUGAUCGCGCCAAGAGCUUUUUUAGGAACUGAUGUCGAAGAAUUAACGAUACUACCUGGUCAUGCUCCUGUUUUAAGUUGCGAGGUGGCCUAAAUAUGUAUGUAUGUAGGUAUGUAGGUAGUAUCUGCUAAAUUAACUGACUAUCUUGCAUGGAUAGGUAGAUAAAUGCCGCAUAUAGGAGCUCUCCUAAUAUAGCUAGUGUGAGAA
Messenger RNA from Annulohypoxylon maeteangense, 2413 nucleotides. RefSeq names its product glycoside hydrolase family 15 protein. Bases 199 to 2238 code for a protein of 679 amino acids. Lineage: Eukaryota; Fungi; Ascomycota; Sordariomycetes; Xylariales; Hypoxylaceae. The transcript has 9 exons. Gene Ontology annotation, molecular function: hydrolase activity, hydrolyzing O-glycosyl compounds. The record is from RefSeq and is a predicted model, not a curated record. Gene Ontology annotation, biological process: carbohydrate metabolic process.